UAACCCCAGUACGUUUGGAGUACCUAAGGAAAUUUCCUUGAAGGUUAAAUGGGAGAAAGCUUUAGGCUUUACAUUAAGAGACAAAUCUAGGAUAUGUCAAUACCAUUUUAAAAAUGAAGACAUAUUACACACAUGGGUAUCCAGAUCAAGGGACAAGGAGUCAUGUAAAACACUAAAAUCAUAG
Molecule: messenger RNA, 184 nt
Organism: Macrosiphum euphorbiae (potato aphid)
Lineage: Eukaryota; Metazoa; Arthropoda; Insecta; Hemiptera; Aphididae
Source: the annotation of a GenBank genome assembly